AUGUAUACAGAUCUCCCUCCGUUCACCUCUCACCUCCGUGCCGCCGCAUGUGCAUUGUGUGCCGGUUUUGUCCCUGCCUGUCCAGCGCAGACCCCAAGUUUACGUUGCAAUUUCAAUGCAGCAUGGUCCAAGGCCGCCCCCAGCGAGGAGAUCCCCCGAUGCCUGUGGCAGCAGGAGCGGGUGGUUCUGAUCAGGACUGGUGUCUUUCUCUCCUUCGUUAAGGCUGUCGGGAGCUCCCCCCCGCCCCUUCCAAAUUCGCCGCGCGGCGCGCGAGCGGAGAGCACGGCAGUGGCCCGCCCCUCCCCCCAGACCUCCGGCGGGCCGAUGUUUCGUCUGGUGGGCAAGCUUUCCACCGCCACUACCCUCCUCCUCCUCCUCCUCCUCCUCCUCCUCCUCCUCCUCCUGCUCCUCCUCCUGCUCCUCCCUCUUCUACCUGUGGUAGUGGUGGUGGAAAAAUCGGCCCAUCAGUUUGGCUCCCGUCCGUGA
Molecule: messenger RNA, 486 nt
Organism: Prorocentrum cordatum
Lineage: Eukaryota; Dinophyceae; Prorocentrales; Prorocentraceae
Source: the annotation of a GenBank genome assembly